AUGGGGAUGACAGCCUUCGAGUUUCCCGGCGUUCAAGCUCUGUCCCGAACCCUUACUCCCAUUGCACUGACCGCUAAUUUAGAGAAACUCCCUCCCCAUCUUCCCACCUUGAUCAACUGGUUCAUCAUAUUCAACUUCGUCCAGCUCGUCAUUUCGCCGAUUAUAAGCUCUCUUGUUUCUACAACAUACCCCACCAUUAAAAACAAACAGAAAUGGCAUAUGCAUAUUAUUUCUCAAGUUCACGUGCUCGCCGUCCUUCCGCUCGUUCUGAGGUGCCUUUCAGCAGAGCCUUUAGCGAACGAUAAGCUGUAUGGGUGGGAUGAUAGGUUUGGGACGCUGAAUGCUAUUGCAGCCGCCUAUUUCCUGUGGGACACAUUGAAUGAGUUGAUUUUGGCGGACAAUCUAGGGUUCGUGCUGCACGGGUUCGCAUGUUUGGUGAUUUAUACGUUUACUUUUUCACCGUUCUUGUGCUAUUUUGCUACGAGAUGUUUACUUUGGGAAUCGAGCACUUUUUUCCUCAAUAACCACUGGUUCGUUCUCCCCGGUUCCACUCUUCUGACCCAGACUGAAGAAAAAGGGGGUAGGUUCCUGGACAAAACAAAACAAGCCGGAAGUACCCUUCAGCUUGUCAACGGGAUUCUUCUGAUUGCUGUGUUUUUCUGUGUGAGAAUCGUUCAUGGCCUGUGGACAUCCUACAACUUUUGGCGUACGAUAAUGGGUGCCGAUCUUCCCUUCGCGUUAUAUAUCGCCUACUGCACAGGCAACCUUUUGUUGAAUGGCUUGAAUUUAAUGUGGUUCAGAAAGAUGAUCCGCGUGUUGCAGAGGAGGUUCAACAACCCUCAGAAAAAUGAAUAG
This is a messenger RNA of Marasmius oreades (fairy-ring Marasmius), 855 nucleotides long. RefSeq lists its product as uncharacterized. Lineage: Eukaryota; Fungi; Basidiomycota; Agaricomycetes; Agaricales; Marasmiaceae. Gene Ontology annotation, biological process: lipid homeostasis. The coding region runs from base 1 to 855 and encodes 284 amino acids. The record is from RefSeq and is a predicted model, not a curated record. The transcript has 5 exons. Gene Ontology annotation, cellular component: membrane; endoplasmic reticulum.